Molecule: messenger RNA, 1223 nt
Organism: Phalaenopsis equestris
Lineage: Eukaryota; Viridiplantae; Streptophyta; Magnoliopsida; Asparagales; Orchidaceae
Product: dof zinc finger protein DOF5.4-like
Exons: 1
Coding region: 266-1069 (267 amino acids)
Biological process (GO): regulation of DNA-templated transcription
Molecular function (GO): DNA binding; DNA-binding transcription factor activity
Source: RefSeq, a predicted model, not a curated record
UAAUUGCAUAUGGAUUGGCUACGGACAGAACAGUCAUGUCGGCCCCACUGACGCAGCAAUACAUUUUUUUGGGAAUACGCAGUGAUACGUACAGAGAUAUUUCUCAGAACGGAGAGAGAAAGAGACACAGAGCCAGAUUAUGUGUGCAGCCGAGAUAGGGUGAGGCGGAAGUGGCGAGAGAGAGAAGGAGACUGACUACACCACUUGAUUUCCCCGCCGGCGGAGCAAAGCUUCUCCCGACUUCCGACCUUUACAUCAAAGAGGAAUGCAGGAUUUUCAAUCAAUCAUGGGGCAGACCACUGAUCGGAUCUUCGGCGGCGUUACUGACGGAACCGCCGGCGGAUGGGAUAACCGGCGGCUCAUAACCUGUCCAUCCGCCACCACGGCGGCAAGCUCCCAUCAUCCACCACCCCCAUUGAAAUGCCCCAGGUGUGACUCGCAGAACACCAAAUUCUGCUAUUACAACAACUAUAAUCUGUCACAACCCCGUCACUUCUGCAAGUCCUGCCGGCGCUACUGGACCAAAGGCGGCGUCCUUCGCAACGUUCCCGUCGGCGGUGGCUGCCGGAAGCCCAAACGCUCUUCUAAUUCCAAAUCCCAUCGAUCCUCUGCCAGCCGUUCAAGCAGCGACAGUUCCGGCCGAAAUCCACCUGCUCCUCCCGAUUCUGAAAAUUUUCCCAAAUCCUCUUCCUCCAACCCCAAUCCUCCUAAUCCUAGUAGCUUCGAUCAGCCUUUCACGGUUUCGCAGAAUGGAGCGGUGGACAUCUUCCCCGAUGGAGCGGGAACCUUUUCGAAUCUUACGGCGGCUACUGCAAAUCAAUCUAUUCAUGGAUUCAACUUCAUCGAUUCACAGCUGCUGCGUGUUCCAGAUCCCCGUCAAAGGGUAGAGGAGAUACCGACGCAGGAUAUCAUUCAUCAGGUGGCAACAAGUAGGGGGGAUAAUAGCGCGAUUGAGUGGCCGCCGGCGAUGGAUACAGGUAUCUAUGACCUCGCCGGCGCCACCGAUCCGGUGACCUAUUGGAGCCAAAGCCACUGGAUCGACGGUGAAUCCUCGCUCUAUCUUCCCUGAUUUUCGUUUUUGUUUUUUUUCCAUUGUGGAGAAAUGAUACCUACUUAGUCUGUCGAUUUACGGUGUGUUUUUCCAGGUAAAAAAAAUGUGUGAAAUUUGUCCAUAAAUAUUUACUGUCUCAUUCUUAUUAAAAACUCGAUAUGGUAUUGUGUCA